CUCUGUUACAGGUAUGAUAUGGGAAAAUGUUCACGCAAAUUUUUUAUAUGUACACGAACAUAUUUUCCGUAUUAGCACUUUGGCAGGCCCCUUGUACAGUAGACAAGGGGUGGCGAGACCAUGACACUUUGGUGACACGCCCCUGCCCUGGUGGUGUGGGCGCGUCCUGACGCUUUUCCACGUCGCAGUUCUCGUUGUCCCCAAUGGUAAGCGGUUGCGUGUACGACUCUAGCUAGGCCGGAGAAAGAUGGCGGCGCCCGUCCUGCGAGUGUCCACCCCUCGAUGGGAAAGAAUAGCCAGGCUCCUUGUUUGCGUCUUGGGCAUAUUGUUGUCCUUAUACGCCUUUCAUGUGGAAACUGAAAAGUCUAGAGACUCGAAUUAUCGGGCCAUGUGCGACGUGAGCGAUUCUAUCAGCUGUUCAAAAGUCUUCACCUCCAGGUGGGGUCGAGGAUUUGGACUGUUGGGCUCGAUCUUCGGAAACGACAGUGCAAUGAACCAGCCAAACAGUGUCUACGGAAUUGUAUUUUAUGUCUUUCAACUGUUACUAGGAAUCACCGUGAGUGCGAUGGCUGCCCUGAUCCUCAUGACGACGUCCAUCCUAUCGGUGAUGGGCUCUCUCUACCUGGGCUACAUCCUCUACUUUGUCCUCAAGGACUUCUGCGUCAUCUGUAUCACCACAUAUGCACUGAACUUCAUUCUCUUUAUACUCAACUACAAGCGACUGGUUUACUUGAACGAGGCCUGGAAGCAGCAGCUUCCGGUCAAACAGGACUAAGAUGGGGGUGGAAAAUACAGUACGUGGAAAAUAUAACAACAACAAAAAUGUAAUGUGACCUCUUGAACAGAACAUUUUGACUUGCCACCAGGAGACCUUGCUUCCAAAACAAUGUUUAUUCUGCUGUGUGUUAUUAAAAAAAAAACAAGAAGACGACCAAAAAAACUAAAACAUGUCCGGGCGAGACAUCUCAAGUUCAUUGUUGCAGAAAUUAUGGAAGGAUUUUAAAACGGGGAAAAAAAAUCUCUUCAAUUUUUUUUAUUUGUGUUUUUAUUUAUGCUCCCCUUACACAUAAUAAGCAAGCAGGAACGCAAAGGCAGAAUAUCCAGUCUUCACUGUGAACGAUGAGAGGACGGGACACCCCUCUUGAACAAAAAGGACCAGAACAUGGAAGAAAACUGGGACUUUUUUAAAAGGCCUAUACUUGAAAUAGAUAGGAACGACCUGUUCCUGCACACCUGGACCGGCUCCGGAGGCUAGCUGCAACGUUACUACGACCUGAGCGGAACUGAAUAAUGGGUCAGAAUACAAAAUGCAUGAUCGUGGGGAUUAUAAUCGUACAGUUGGCAGCAUAGCUAGGAUUCCAUGAGGAUAGCGAAACGGUUAAAACUCAACACCAUACAGAAUCGUGUUUUUUUUUUAGUUUUUUUUUUACGUUUACACUUUACAGCAAGUUUGUUUUGUCUUUUGAUAGGACCACUAAUAUUAAACACGGGCGAAUGUGAGAAACUGUGUAAAUCA
Messenger RNA from Coregonus clupeaformis (lake whitefish), 1516 nucleotides. It is a transcript of the gene vkorc1l1, whose product is annotated as vitamin K epoxide reductase complex, subunit 1-like 1. Gene Ontology annotation, biological process: peptidyl-glutamic acid carboxylation; vitamin K metabolic process. The record is from RefSeq and is a predicted model, not a curated record. The coding region runs from base 248 to 775 and encodes 175 amino acids. Gene Ontology annotation, molecular function: vitamin-K-epoxide reductase (warfarin-sensitive) activity. The transcript is spliced from 3 exons. Lineage: Eukaryota; Metazoa; Chordata; Actinopteri; Salmoniformes; Salmonidae.